Punica granatum (pomegranate) is the source of this 1398-nucleotide messenger RNA. The record is from RefSeq and is a predicted model, not a curated record. Lineage: Eukaryota; Viridiplantae; Streptophyta; Magnoliopsida; Myrtales; Lythraceae.
CACAAAAUCCCCUCCGAAAAACCGGAUCCUGUGGGCGCCCAUCAAAUGCCCUUUUCCUGUCUUGUCUUCUCCAAAGAAAUACAGACACAAGACGAAUUUCAUCCUCAAUCUUCCCUCGCAUUCAACGUUGAAUUUCUAUUUCUUGGACGUAUCAGUAUUGUGAAGAACCCAUUUUUAUCCUUUCCCUGUAGCGGCAGUUCUUGUUCUGCGAGGGCCUUUGCAGAGAUUCUUGUCGAUGGCUGUCCGAGAUUUGAUUGCCCUUUCGUUCCUUCUCCUCAUUUUUCUGCCCAUGAGCGCGAAUGGAUCGAUCAUUCGGAUGAAGACCAGCCGGCCAUCCGUGACUUUCGACCCGACUCGGGUCACCCAGCUGUCGUGGAACCCCAGGGCUUUCUUGUACAGGGGAUUCAUGUCGCAUGAGGAGUGCGAUCAUCUCAUCAAGCUUGCUAAGGGUAAGCUCGAGAAGUCGAUGGUGGCCGAUAAUGAAUCGGGAAAGAGCAUAAUGAGCAAGGUUCGGACGAGUUCGGGGAUGUUCCUCUCAAAAUCUCAGGAUGAAAUCGUCACAGAUAUAGAGGCCAGGAUUGGUGCAUGGACAUUUCUUCCACCAGAAAAUGGAGAAGCGAUCCAAAUCCUGAAAUAUGAGCAUGGUCAAAAGUACGAACCGCAUUUUGACUACUUCCAUGACAAGGCUAACCAAGAGCUUGGCGGUCACCGAGUUGCUACUGUGUUGAUGUAUUUGUCUGAUGUUGAGAAGGGAGGGGAGACCGUCUUUCCUAAUGCAGAGGCAGCUUCGAAGCAGCCUAAGGAUGACAGCUGGUCGGACUGUGCCAAAAAUGGAUAUGCUGUGAAACCCAGGAAGGGUGACGCCCUGCUCUUCUUCAGUCUCCACCCUGACGCCACAGUGGACACAAGCAGCCUGCAUGGGAGCUGCCCGGUGAUGGAGGGUGAGAAGUGGUCGGCCACCAAGUGGAUCCAUGUGAGGUCGUUCGACAAGGUACUGAAGAGUGACACCACAACACGUUGUGAGGACGAGAACGAGAACUGUCCCUUGUGGGCCAAGGCUGGGGAGUGUGCGAAGAACCCUCUCUACAUGGUUGGCAACGAUGAAUCCAUCGGAUAUUGUAGGAAGAGCUGCAACGCUUGCUAGUGCUUGUUAGAUCAAACUCAUUUUUAACUUUCAUCGGUUUUGAACUCUGGCCUCAAUACUUUUGGGACAGAGCUGAGUGGGCUAGAACACAAGUUGUGUAUAUAAACACUGAACAGUAGUAAAGACUAGACAGGCGAAUAUGUCAUUGGAGUCAUUGCGGAAGCCCGAUAACGUCGUACCUUCACGAAAACUCUCGUCUGGUCCGAUAAUCAUGUCUUGGCCCUCGGGUAAUAUAUAGCAGGAACUUUCUCUAA